AUGCUGCCGACGUUCGCAUUCACCCUUGCUCUCGUGCUUUCCUCUGUGUCCGCUGUACCGCAUAGCUGUCCAGUGCAGAGCUCCAACAAUGCUUCUGCUUCGGCAUCAUCCGACAAGACUCUCUUCCCCAUCCUCUCCAACGACAGCUGGUCCGUCUCGUCACAGAUACGGAACGCACUUCCUUUCAAUGACGCCACACUCCGUCCGACCAAGGAAGCGCACGAUUACUCUCAUCCCUACGUGAGCGCGCCGGAUGGUGUCUACUCCAUCAAGGCCUUCUACCCUAAGGGGUCCUAUAAUCCCUCUGGAACGCCUCGAGGCGGCCUUUCUUUCUACGCCCCAGGCCCUCAGUCGGUUGACUUGACCACGGCGAGAGAGGCGACCCUCACUUAUUCCGUGCUCUUCGAGGAAGGCUUUGACUUCGUGAAGGGCGGAAAGCUUCCUGGGUUGUAUGGCGGUAACAGCGAUGAGGAAGCUUACUCGUGUUCAGGCGGCCGCCGCGACGACGGCUGCUUCUCCGUCCGUUUCAUGUGGCGCACGGCUGGGGCCGGGGAGCUCUACACCUACCUCCCUCCAGAUGCUGCCAACAACAAGGCUCACCUCGGAGGCGUCAAGCCUAUGUCAACAUGCAACCCCACCUACGGGUGCUCCGUUGGGCGCGGCUCGUUCAAGUUUGCCGCAGGCACGCGCACCAUCAUCGGGGAGCGUGUGCGCCUGAACGACGUUGGGCAGCAGAACGGAGAACUCGAGCUCUUCGUGAACGGACGUAGUAUAUUCACCGUCACCGGCCUGACACUUCGCACGGCGGACUCCGGGCGCAUCCGUGGCAUCCAGAUGCAGACGUUCUUCGGAGGUUCGGACGCCUCUUGGGCAACUCCAAAGGACGUCAAUUCGUACUUCGGCGACUUCUCCGUGGCAAUCACCGAGCAGCUAUAG
Messenger RNA from Dichomitus squalens LYAD-421 SS1, 936 nucleotides. RefSeq lists its product as uncharacterized. Lineage: Eukaryota; Fungi; Basidiomycota; Agaricomycetes; Polyporales; Polyporaceae. The record is from RefSeq and is a predicted model, not a curated record. The coding region runs from base 1 to 936 and encodes 311 amino acids. The transcript has 3 exons.